UUGCAUGAACUAAGAAACUUAAAGAAAGAGCAAAGAAAAAUAAAGCCAAAAGGAAGCAGUCCACCUUCCACGCCAUUAGCUAAUAGUUUCCAAAAGCUAGAGGGUGAAGAGCAUGGUAUAAAUAAGAGGCCGUACUUGGAAACAAAAGAUUCAAAAGCUAGCUAGCUAGCCAGCCAGCCAUACAUGGCUGAAAAAUCUUCCCGGACAAGAAGCACCGCUCCGUUUCUAUCUAAGACGUUCGAUUUGCUAGAAGAAAAUGACGGAGGAGAUGGUGGUGGGAAGAGAAAUAUUGUGUCAUGGAAUGUAGAGGGCACUGGAUUUAUAGUAUGGUCUCCUGAUGAUUUCUCAGAGCUCUUGUUGCCUAAAUAUUUCAAGCACAACAAUUUCUCCAGCUUCAUUCGCCAGCUUAAUACCUAUGGAUUCAAAAAAACAUCACGAAAAGAGUGGCAAUUUAAGCAUGAGAAAUUCCAGAAGGGCUGCAGGGAGAUGCUAGUGGAGAUCACCAGGAAGAAAUGCGAACCAAGUGCUUUUCCAGUGUAUCUAAAGGCUUCAGAAGAGAGUGGGAGCACAAGCACUGCAGUGGUAGCAGCAGAAGAAAACAACUGCCUGCUAUUAAUGGAGGAGAAUAAGAACCUGAGAAAGCAGAAGUUGGAGCUGCAGGUGCAAAUAGCUCAGUUCAAAACACUGGAAAGUAAGCUGUUGGACUGCGUUGCUCAGUGCAUGGACGACCAUCAGAACAAAGUUCGAUGCUGAUGGCACACUACAAAUUAGUUUGGCUUUAUGGAAUAAAAGAAUUGGCAGUUCAUUGAAACGAUAUCUCUAAACAAUUUCAUUCGAGUGGAUGACCGUUUUAGCCAUAUGUAUGAAUAAAAGAAAUUGGCAGUUCAUCACGAGAAUACUAAUUGUUUACCUUAA
Messenger RNA from Malus domestica (apple), 915 nucleotides. Its product is annotated as heat stress transcription factor B-2a-like. Gene Ontology annotation, biological process: regulation of transcription by RNA polymerase II. Gene Ontology annotation, molecular function: RNA polymerase II cis-regulatory region sequence-specific DNA binding; DNA-binding transcription factor activity. The record is from RefSeq and is a predicted model, not a curated record. Lineage: Eukaryota; Viridiplantae; Streptophyta; Magnoliopsida; Rosales; Rosaceae. Gene Ontology annotation, cellular component: nucleus.